Trichosurus vulpecula (common brushtail) is the source of this 2711-nucleotide messenger RNA. Its product is annotated as adhesion G protein-coupled receptor E3-like. The coding region runs from base 39 to 1904 and encodes 621 amino acids. NCBI's taxonomy places the organism in Eukaryota, Metazoa, Chordata, Mammalia, Diprotodontia, Phalangeridae. Gene Ontology annotation, molecular function: calcium ion binding; G protein-coupled receptor activity. The record is from RefSeq and is a predicted model, not a curated record. Gene Ontology annotation, biological process: cell surface receptor signaling pathway; adenylate cyclase-activating G protein-coupled receptor signaling pathway. The transcript is spliced from 15 exons. Gene Ontology annotation, cellular component: membrane.
GUUCCCUCUUGGUUUUCAGACAGUAGCUACCAGGGACCAUGGCUGAGAGUUGGUUCUUGCUUCUUUGGGGGCUCUUCAUCCUGCUGGCAACUGCUACAGUCCAGAAACAGGAAGAUAUUAAUCAAUGUAAUACGCCUAAUAUAUGUGGGAAGAAUGAAAUUUGUAUCGAUAGAGGUGGAAGUUAUAUUUGUAGCUGUUACAGUACAUACUAUGCAAUCCAUGCAUUCUUUAGUUUUUUCAAAUCCUGUCCAGUAAAAGACACAUCAUCUUCUGGAGGCAGCAAUCAGGAGAUGGUGCCACAGAUUUCUGAAAAUAUUUCGAAUAUCUUUAAUGAUAUACAAUCCAGUGGAAACAAAAGUAUCAUUGCUCUCUCAGCCACCAUUAUACUUCAAGAGAUGGAAACAGUGGUAUUAAAUGGAGCACUGAAUCCUAACGAUGGAGUACAAGCACCAGACGAGUUUGUAGUUACUGACACACGAGUUGUUCCAGACAACAACUGCUCUGAGAGGAUCUUCACGUUGAAGGCUGGAGAAGAUGCCAUGGCCAUCCAUUGCACUGAAGUCAUCAGAGGACGCCCCAAAGGUCAAAGUGCUGUCGCUUUUCUCUCUUAUUCUACCCUGGGGCACAUCAUCAAUGGAUCUUUCUUUGAGGAGGAGAGGCAUUUGCGGAAGGCAGACAACAUUUCCCUGAACUCCCGGGUAGUGAGUGGUACCGUCGGUCACAGACAAAACAGCAGCCUCACUAGCUCUGCCAUCCUGACCUUUCAACAUCUUCGGGAAAGUUACAGCCUCGGCCAGCAGUAUACCCUCUGUGUGUACUGGAAAAGCACUGAAGAGGGGGCCGGCUGGUCCACAGAAGGUUGUUCCCUGCUGAAAACCAAUGACACUCAUACCAGCUGCAGCUGCAACCAUCUGUCCACCUUUGCUGUCUUGAUGGCUCUCACUGGCCCGGUGGAGGACCGCGUGCUGACAGUGAUCACUUAUGUGGGGCUGAGCAUCUCCCUGCUGUGUCUCUUUCUGGCUGCUCUCACCUUCCUCCUGUGCCGAACCAUCAAGGGCACCAGCACCUCUCUUCACCUACAGCUCUGCCUCUGCCUCUUCCUGGCUGACCUUCUCUUCCUCAUUGGCAUAGACCAAACAGCAAAUAAGGUCCUAUGUUCCACCAUUGCUGUGGGGUUGCAUUAUCUAUACCUGGCUGCCUUCACUUGGAUGUUCCUGGAAGGGCUGCACCUUUUCCUCACUGUCAGGAACCUCAAAGUUGCCAAUUACACCAAUGCAGGCCGGUUCAAGAAGAGAUUCAUGUACCCUUUUGGCUAUGGGAUCCCAGCUGUGAUUGUGGCUGUGUCUGCAGGGAUUGACCCCCAAGGCUAUGGGACAGUUAAGCACUGCUGGCUCACUGUUCAGAGAGGCUUCAUCUGGAGUUUUGUUGGACCAGUGAUUACUAUAAUUUUGUUUAACUUGGUCUUUUAUUUGAUAAUCCUGUGGAUUUUGAGAGACAGACUCUCCUCCCUCAACAAAGACGUGUCCACCAUACAAAACACAAGGACCCUGACCUUUAAAGCUCUUGCUCAGUUCUUCAUCCUGGGCUGCUCCUGGAGUCUUAGCUUCCUCCUGACUGAAUCUAUACGUGAGCCAGCCCGCUCAGUCAUUGCCUACACCUUCACCAUCAUCAAUUCCCUGCAGGGACUGUACAUCUUCCUGGUUCACUGUAUCCUCAAUCGCCAGGUGCGAGAAGAAUACAGGAAGUGGUUUAAGGGGAUACAGAAAAUGACUGAGACAGAUAGUAGUGAUAUACUCUCUGGUCCCACUACUCACAGCAAAGUGACCGACGAACUGGAAAAAUCUCAGGAAUUCUCUGAGAAGAGAAAAAAAAACCUAAGUUCUGAACCCGAAGAUACCCAGUGACUUAUCCCAUCCUCAAGCAUCCUACUGCUGGAUUUGGCCAUCUGAGUAAUUGGAUGCUCCCAUGUACUCAAAAUGUAGUGCAUGCUAGAUGCGUGUAUUCUUGUCGGGCAGAGAAAAAACAAUAUUUUUGGUCAGAAGCUCAUAGAGUUCUAAUAUAUGCUAAUCUAUCUCCUGAAUAUAAGCACUACAUCAUUAACUAACUUCUUCCAACUUUAGUAGGUAUUAUAAUCCCACAUAUCAAAGACAGAGCUCAUCAUAUUUUCUUCUAAAAUCAUUUCUCCUGCAGAUUUUGCUUUUUCUGUUGAGGAUCCCACCACACUGCCAGCCAAAUUGACAAUGACUCUUCCUUUCUAUCACCUUCCGUAUCCAAUGAGUCGUCAGAUCUUGCUGAUUCCACCUCCACAACAUCUCUCUCAUCUGUCUCUCUCUCUGCUCACACAAACUCUCUUGCUUGGAUGAAUUGUCUCCUAAUUACUCUCCCUCCUCCCAGUCUCUCAGCUUUCCAUUUCAUCAGCUACUGGGCUGUCCAUUUGUUGGUGCUAAAAACUCAACUCAAAUGUAAUCAUGCUAUUCCCUACUUAAAAUUCUUCUGUGGCUUCCCUUUUCCCUUUAGGAUGAGAUACCAUAUUAUUAAACAGACCCCCACAAUCUGGUUGCCACUUCAAUUUCUCAAUAGUUCAUAUCCUUCCCUUCCAUGCAUUCUCCGUUUCCAUUUGGCUUGCUACAACAGGGACUUUUAUUUUUAUAUUUGUGGAGAGCAAUCUGAAAUUAUGCCCAUAGAGUUGUUCAACUGUCUAUACCCUUUGA